Molecule: messenger RNA, 1195 nt
Organism: Rubroshorea leprosula
Lineage: Eukaryota; Viridiplantae; Streptophyta; Magnoliopsida; Malvales; Dipterocarpaceae
Source: the annotation of a GenBank genome assembly
CUCCACCAAACAGAUCCGAAAAUAUGGUAGAUUAGCUUCUCCAAAACACGUCAGAAAAUCAGGAAACUCCCAAAUUUUCUUUGGGAUUUAGGAUUUACAAUCACUUCUUUAUGCAAAGUUCAUUUGAUUCCAUGAUGUCAUCUCUAGGUGUUGUUCGGAAUCCACUGCUCAUCCUCCUAACUAGUUUCUUCCUUCUUGCAGCAGCUCAAGAGGGUUCCCGCAAUGUCAUCGUGGGCGAUGCUCUCCCUGCCGAUGAUCGAAACCUUACAUGGCGAUCACCAUCCGGUGAUUUUGAAUUUGGGUUUGGCCGUGUUCCAGACCAACAAGUUGUAGUUCUUCUCCUACGCCACUGGGGUGCUUGCGUUGCCGUUGCUGCUGCCGCCGCCUCCGUUGCCACUGCAACUUGUCGAGCCGUCCCCUGCUUUGAAAACCAAAAAACUCCAAUUGAUUUAGGACUAACAUAUCUGCAUGAAGAAUGCAGCACUCAGAUCAUUCACUGUGACAUAAAGCCUCAGAACAUUCUCCUGGAUGACUCUUUCACGGCAAAAAUCUCAGAUUUUGGAUUGGCAAAACUUUUGAUUAACAGCAAGAGCCAUACGCUGACAGGCAUCAGGGGGACGAAAGGGUAUGCGGCGCCAGAGUGGUUCAGGAGUACCCCUAUCACGGUGAAGGUAGAUGUGUAUAGCUUCGGAGUUAUGUUGCUAGAGAUCAUUUGUUGCAGAAGAUGUGUUGAGCUUGAGAUGGAGGAGGCAGCAAUCUUGACAGAAUGGGCAUACGAUUGCUACAGCGAAGGGAAUCUGGGAAAGUUGGUGGAAAAUGAUGAAGAAGAAAGAAAUGACAUGGGGAGGGUGGAGAUGCUGGUGAAGGUGGCAAUGUGGUGUGUGCAAGAUGAGCCAUCACAAAGGCCUAAAAUGAGAACGGUUACCAUGAUGCUUGAAGGUGCUCUCUUGGUCCCUGCUCCGCCAUGUCCUUUCCUCUAUAGUUUCAAGCCUAAAGAUUCAUCCAUCAUAAACCCCGAGUUUCCAUGAAUGGAAAUUAUAAAUAACAAAGGUAGUUCUUUUAUCAAUAUAUACCUACAUGUGACUUCCAAAUAAAGGUAGCACUUCUGGGUUUUUCAGCUUUUCAUGCUCUUGCUCAGCAAAACUGUUAAUGCUCAAAGGUAGAAUGGUAUUUGCAAUAUAACUCUUAAGUUAGU